AUGCAGGAGAAGCAACAGCCGCCGCAGCAGCAGCAAACGCGGCACGAGGCGCAUCACGAGCUCCCAGCCACUCAUGCCACGUCAGAGCGGCCCGGCCGAGUGGUGGUGGAGGGCGAAAGCGUCGCGACUUUCCUGGAGAAGCAACCCGGAAAGAUCGCCAUGCCCGCCCAGUCCGCUGAAUCUGCCGGCCGCGGCUCGUCUGAGACAGGCUUAUCUGAGGGCGGUGUAUCUGAGGGUGGUUUACCCAGUGGAGGCGGGUACUCCGGCCUCGCUGCUCCUGCCAGGGAGGAAUUGGAAUCUUUGGAGGAGUUCAGAGUGGUUGGAAAGGGUGGGAAGGUCAAGGGGGGCGACAAAGGGGAGCCUGUGGAGCUGGAGACACGUGGCGUGCAGGGAUUGGCGGAGGAGGAAGGAGCUGCAGCACGUGAAACCAAGGCAGGAGGAGGGAAAGUGCACGAGCGUGCUUCCGGGUCUGAGAAGGAAGCUUCGGAGAAGGCUGGAGAGGUGCCGAAGGGAGUAGGAGCGGAGCGGGAGCGGGGAGCUCUAGCGGGGGAGAAAGAAAAGGCAGGGGCGGAGAGAAAAGAAAGGGCGGGGAUAAGGAAAGGAGGGGCAGGGGCGGAGGUGAAAGAGGAGGGGAAAGAGGGGGCUGGGGCAAAGGAAGAAAAGGGACCAGGGGAAGGGCCAGGGGCGGAGUCUGUUGUCAUGGGCGGGGUGGAUACGGGGGAAGUUACGGGCGGGUGCACUGGUGGUGGGGCAACGGAAGGGGGGAUUGAGGCGCAGCAGACUGUUGGCUGGCAGGCGGAGAGGGGAGGCGAGGAGGUGAGGCGGAUGGAACAGGGGGUGGAGAAGCUGUCGCUGGGGGAGGGGGGGUUUCCGCAGAGCAGGGGGGAAACUGCGGGUGAGGAAGGGGUGGGCGGGGAAGGGGUGGGGGGGAAAGGUGGGGGGGAGAAGGGGAUGCGCGGAGUGGAAGAGGGGCUGCAGAGGCUGACAGUUUCGGACAUUGGGGGGAUGAGGGGGCGUGGUGGAGAGUGGGAGAAGACAGUGGAGGGCGCGCAGGGUGAGAAGGCAGGGAAGGUAAUGGAGAAGCGGAAGGGGGGAGAGGAAGGGGUUUCUGGAACGUCAGAGGGGCAGCCGGAGGUGGAAGCGGUGGAGCAGGGAAUGAGGAGGCUGGCAAUGUCUGCUCAAGGCGGGGAGAGUGGUGGGAAGGAACGGAAGGAGGAGGGGAAUGAGGGAGGUGGGGUGGAGGUGGGGGAGGCAGAAGGUGGGGGACGGGUUGUGGCGGGUGGAGGGGUUGUGGAGAGGGCACAGGACGUUGCCACGUCAGCUUGGACCAGCACAACUGGAGCGAUCACAGAUACUGUCAAGGUGCUCGGCUCCCUCACUGGUUUCGCCCCCACCAGUACCGAGGUGCCUGCUAACGCUGCACGAAGCUCAGGUGCAGGAGGGACUGGCGAUAGAGGGAUCUGUGUGUUCAAGAGGAGUGGAAUGUGUCGGACAGGUGCUGCUGGUGUGAUCAACGUGGUGGGUGUGCAAGGCCUUCUGUGGCAUGGGAGGUGGGAGAGGUUUGAUGGAUGUGACGCCGGUGGUGUGAUUUCAUGUGGGGUGUGCUCGCACGGUGUGAUUGAAUGUGGGUGUGAUCUUGUGUGGGCUGCGCUGUUUGUGGUUUGA
This is a messenger RNA of Closterium sp. Naga37s-1, 1665 nucleotides long. The record is from the annotation of a GenBank genome assembly. NCBI's taxonomy places the organism in Eukaryota, Viridiplantae, Streptophyta, Zygnematophyceae, Desmidiales, Closteriaceae.